Messenger RNA from Anastrepha ludens (Mexican fruit fly), 5092 nucleotides. Its product is annotated as eukaryotic translation initiation factor 4 gamma 3-like. Gene Ontology annotation, cellular component: eukaryotic translation initiation factor 4F complex. The transcript has 11 exons. Gene Ontology annotation, molecular function: translation initiation factor activity; protein binding; mRNA binding. The record is from RefSeq and is a predicted model, not a curated record. Lineage: Eukaryota; Metazoa; Arthropoda; Insecta; Diptera; Tephritidae. Bases 1 to 4482 code for a protein of 1493 amino acids.
AUGAUGUUGGACUACUUUCCCGGAAUUCGAGGUACUCAAGGUGAUAAUUUGGCCAACAAACCUUUGCAACAACAUCAGAAUCAGCCACUACAGCCAUUAAUUACACUUGUAGAAGAAGCCGUACAUGCUAAAAAGUCCGACUGUAUUCAACAGCAACUAGCUGUUUCACAACAAUCCCAGCAACAACAACCAUACCAACAGCCCCAUCGAGUGCCACAAAUCAAUUCCAAGCAACCGCAAGUGCAAGGAACUGCAACCGCAAAUUUAGUUAUUAGCGACAACAUUAAUAGUAACAUAUCCAAAGAACGUGCUGCUGGAGAAAGUAAUAACCGACAACAAAAACAAAACUACAGUGCUAAUACCGCAAUUAACCUGCCGAUUAAUAUUUCGGGAUCGACAGGAGCUUCGGAAGCUAUUCAAAAUCCCAAUAUUGCACCGACACAAUUUCAACAAGAUUUCCCGUCUAAUGAAACUCCGGGGUCACAAGCACCCGUAAUCGUGGAGGCAGCCGGAGCAUCUGAAUUGUCUACAAAUUUGGGAACACAGAUGCUAGUGACUGAAUUAAAUGCGCAUAAUAUGCAACUUACAGAAGUAAUACAUACUGACGAUAAACAAAAUGAUGCACAUGGUGCUGUGACCAAAGAAGUGAAACAAACUACUAAUGGCAUAGAACAAUCGGAAGCGAGAAAUAGUGCUGCCAUCACACAAUGUGCUGAGAUUUUGUUAACGUCGACGACUGAAAACAAAAAUAAUAAUAAUUCGAUAGAUGAAGCUGUGGUCAAUCAUGUUGACAAUAAUGUAAGCAGAAGUAGCCAGUCCUCGUUGAUUGACACUAAACCUGCCCAAGAUCAAGCCCAACCCCAAUUGCAGCAGCCGCAUAGUUCCAUAUGUAGAAGUAGUACAACGUCGGUAAUUGAAUACCAUGAGACUGAUCGUGCCCUCCAUCAACAACAGCAAAUAUCUAAUAAUAUAGAAGAAAAUUCAGAGCAAAGUAGUACAUCCACAAUUUCAGGUGAUAUUACGGCUUCUGCAAUGACAGAAAACAUAACUACACUACCAACAAGUGAAAUAACAGACUCAGCAGAUGCGAGUAGUUGUGUUAAAAAUGGUAACAGUGACACCGAGAAUAAUGCCAAUGCAAAUGCUGACGCUUCUGGUAAUAAUCCAACCAUUAACAGGCCAUCCGAAUCAGACGGCAGCAAUACUCCAGGUGGUAACGAUCAGUCAUUCUCGCAACAAUAUUUGAUAAACUACUAUGAGGGCCAAUGGUCACCUAGAAACCCAACAGGGAAAAAGCAGUACGGCAGAGAGCAACUUUUGCAGUUACGGGAGUCGAAGGCCUCGCGCCGGCAGCCUGAAGUGAAUAAUAUAUCUAUAUUACCGACACCCAAUUUGAUGCCAUCCUUCGUCCGUAAUCCCAAACGUGUGCAAUCUAUGGUAGGUUCAUUGAGCAGUAAUCGCGGUGCGGCUGGGAGCGUUUCUGGAGUAGAUGGCGGCGCUAACUAUGGAAACAAGCAGACUUCAAUGUCAGGAGUUCAUGGUCGGGGAAGCAUGAAAGGAAUGAUACACGUGAAUCUUUCACUAAACCAGGAUGUUAAACUGAAUGAAACUGACAACGCCUGGCGACCUAGAGUAUUGGUUAAAGGCACCGAGGCCGAAGCCGAUCCCGAGGCUAAAGCGAAACGUGAAAAAGAGGAUCUUAUACGUAGAUUGCGAGGCAUAUUAAAUAAGCUAACGCCCGAGAAGUUUGAUGCUUUGGUUGAAGAAAUUAUUAAGCUCAAAAUCGAUACACCUGAUAAAAUGGAAGACGUAAUGGUUCUUGUGUUCGAAAAAGCUAUAGAUGAGCCGAACUUUUCCGUUUCAUAUGCACGUCUGUGCCAUCGUUUGAUUACUGAAGUGAAAGCGCGAGACGAACGAAUGGAAAGUGGUACAAAGACUAACUUGGCUCAAUUCCGUGCAGCUCUAUUAGAUAAAACAGAACGGGAAUUCACACAAAACGUUACAAAGAGUAAAGCAAAGGAAAAGAAGCUGCAACCGAUUAUUGAAAAAAUCGCUAAAUGUACUGAUGGAACCGAAAAGGCUGAAUUAGAAGCGCAGCUGGAAGAAGAGGAACGAAAAAUUCGCCGACGUUCCGGUGGAACAGUUCGUUUUAUAGGAGAACUUUUUAAAAUCUCUAUGCUUACCGGAAAGAUUAUAAACUCAUGCAUUGAAGCCCUGUUAAAUCCCAAUUCGGAAGACCAGCUUGAAUGUUUGUGUAAACUUUUAACGACCGUUGGUGCAAAAUUUGAGCAGACACCUAUUAACACGAAGGAAUCUUCUCGUUGCUAUUCUUUGGAUAAAACAAUAGGUCGCAUGCAAGCGAUAGCUUCUAAAUCAGACAAAGAAGGAGCGAAGGUUAGCUCACGUGUUCGUUUCAUGCUUCAAGAUGUGAUUGACUUACGGCGUGACAAAUGGCAAUCUAAACGCAACGAAGCUCCAAAGACAAUGGGCCAGGUGGAAAAAGAGAUGAAAACUGAGCAAUUGUCAUCACAAUAUUACAAUUAUGCUGGAUCCGUUUCGGGCGGUAGUGGAGGUGGUUCCAAUGGAACAUCAUCUUUAGGUUCUGGGGGCAAACGGGAUGAACGUGGUCGAUAUGCCGACUCACGGUCAAAUUAUGGUGGUAGUCACAGUCAGAGAGGCGAUACUGGUAGCCUAAGGAGGCAGCAGGGUGGUGGGAGUAGUGGUAAUAACGGUGGGAGCGGAGGCCACUCAAAUUCCAAUAAUGACGACAGCACAUGGAUUGUUCAAACUAGUAAGGGAAGUCGUUGUUUAGAUACAAACAAAUUGGAGGGUUUGACAACCGCCAAUAACUUCGACACUAAGAAAAUGGGCGGAGUUUCUCAGUUUAUAUGGUCACAUGGAUCACGACAAUCUUCUACACCCACGUCGACUCCUACGAAUUCCUUUGCAGCUCUAUCUGCACUCAGUGAUACUAAUAGAAGUAAUGACAGGGACCGUGAUCGUGACAGGGACCGAAGUGGGCCUCGCAGCAAAGGAUCAUACACUAAAGGAUCCAUCGAGCGCGAACGCUAUGGUAUGCACCCGCGAUCUGGUUCCUCUCAGGCAUCUCGAGAAAGCUCUUCUUCACGGGGACCCCAAACAUCACGCUCAUCGAUGAGUACAGCUGUAAUGCAGAAGUCUUUGAGCCACUCUAAAUAUACACAGCAGCAAUUGCCAUCAUCGAAUAGAAUAACAAAAGCUACGCUUUCGUCGACAGGGUCAUCAUUACAUCCCCAACGUGGAAUUGAUACAUAUUCCCAUUCAAAUCAACUAGGUGAAAGCAGCAGUAGCGGGACACCUACUGAGCCGCCAACUGCAGUUUUUGAAGUAUCUAGCUCUGGUGAUAUCAGAGUAUUAAAGUCGAUUGUUUCAGAGAUGAUAGAAGUAGCUUCAAACUCUAAAACAUUGAAGAACUUUGUAGAGCCAUGUAUACUUCGAAUUCGGGAAAGUCAACGUAGUGCUCUUUUGUAUUAUAUUAUGACAGAUUACUUGCAUUUGCAACAUAUAGGAAAACUGCAAAGACGUUAUUUGGGCAAUAUAGUGGUUUAUUUAAUUAACAAUAAUUUUAUAUCCCGCGAACAUUUUCUAUUAGCUUACAAGCAAUUCUGUGAAAUAGCCAGUGAUUUAGCGCUCGACAUUCCUGAUCUCUGGAAAUAUAUCAUCGAAUUUACGGGCCCAUUGGUAAGCAAAAGAUAUAUAACAGUCCACGAUCUUUGGAAUAAGCAAGUGAAAGGGGAUAAUGCUCCGAGCUUUGGAAAGAAGUUCCUGAAAAUAUUUUUGGAUUACUGUUUAAGUGAAAUUGGUCCUAAUUUUACCCGUACCAUGUGGAAAAAGACGAAUAUAAAAUGGACAGAUUUUAUGGAUGAGAGUGAGGUCAAAACUUUUAUACAAACAAAUAAGUUGGAAUAUAUUGACAACGAAAUAAUACAGCCUACAAUAGUCAUUAUUGAACCGAAGGAAGAUUAUAUAAAUAGAGUUGCUGAGAAGGUGGAACGCUUGUUAAAAGAGGAAACUUCGGCAGGUUGUAUAAUAGAUUACAUUAAUGGAAAUGUUGUUGAUAUUGAUAAGCACUUUAUCAGAAGUUUAGCUACUAAAUUGUGUGAUUUUGCAAUUUCAUACAAGGAAAAUAGUUAUAAGUUGGAUACGGAGUGCUUCCAAAAAAUUUGCAUACCUGUUUUACAUCGGUAUAUUGAUUCAAAAGAAGAAUAUGAACUAGAAUGCUUAUACUCAAUGCAGCUAUUAGUAGCGCGCCUGGAACAUCCCAGAGGGUUGCUGAGCGAUCUGUUUGGAGAACUUUAUGAUGCUGAUGUAAUACCACAAGAUUCCUUUAUUAAGUGGCGGGACUCGAAGGAUCAAUCAGCUGGCAAAGGUGUCGCUGUCAAAGGACUUAAUCCGUUUUUCAACCAUGUACUUAGCAGCGAGACUAGCGAUGAAAAUAAUUAACGGAACUUUAAUCAACAACACAUGCCUUUAAGGAAAGACUACAUCCAUAAUAUUUGCUUUAAAGUGUAUGCAAUUAGGAAGGUCUUAUAAAUAUUAUUGUAAAUCUUUUAUCACAUAUAAAUAUAUACAUGCGUAUAAUGAUAGAAGCAAGCUGAAAAUGAUAUAUAUUUUUUUUUAUAGCAGUAAGGAAUAUUUACGAAAGUUCAAGUGAAAAUAUAUUAAUAUAACUAUUAAAGAAAUGAAAUCAAUAGAUAAUGGAAAAUUGGUAUGAAAAUGAAUAUAGUAUAAGAUAAUCUUAUAAAAAUAUUAGGGACUUCCUUUAUGUUCAGAAUCGCUUAAAAUUUGUGAGAACAUUUAUCUAUGUAAAAAGUGAAUAAAAACUAAGGAGCAAGUUGUUGAAUGAAUUGUAAUAGAAAAUGACAUUAUUCCGAUGUAUGAGUACUAUGGAAAUCAUACAUGAAAUUAAUACCUUUCAGAUCUAUCUAUCACUAGCGCUCAUAAUUACAUCUCAGAGAGAUUAACGUAUGUAAAAUUAAUAGUUAAGCUUAUUGUAAACAAGUUUUUAAACCUAUACAUCAACUAAAACGAAAAAAAAACAAAUGCUUUUAAA